AGAGAGGAUUGGAAUCAGUGAAUUAAAAUAUGAACUUGCAUCGAUCAUAAUGCAUGAAGCAUGAAAGAGACCUGUGCGGACUAAAGGAUAUUAAUGAGCUCAAAGCCUCAACUGGGGACGUUUUGACUCUCUCUCAAUCAUGCAUCUGAACAUUCAAUUGGAGUAUAUAUAUUAAUAUUAUUCUUCAUUUGUAUGGUACUUCAAAGUUCAAAGAGAAAAAGACAAUAUUAAUUGCAAAUGACAUCUUUAUGAAAUGGUUUCUUUCUUGAAACUUUUGCUUGUUCGUUUAUGGCUGUUUUGGGUGAGUCAUUGCUCAAUCUCAGUGGUGGUGGGAGGAGCUGAAAAUGUUGUUGAUGGCACUGUUUUUAUUAAUGGAACGGCUUCAAUUGCAAGAACAGAUGACAAUUUCAUUUGUGCUACUUUAGAUUGGUGGCCCCCUGAUAAAUGUGACUAUGGAACAUGCAGCUGGGGCAGAGCUUCUCUACUUAACUUAGAUCUUUCCAACCCAAUAUUGUUGAAUGCCAUCAAAGCUUUUUCUCCCUUAAAAAUCAGACUGGGUGGAACCUUAGAGGAUAUAGUCAUAUAUGAGAGCAAAGAUGGUCACCAACCAUGCACACCAUUUGUUAAGAAUACUUCAGAAAUGCUCGGUUUCUCAAAAGGUUGCUUACCCAUGUCUCGAUGGGACGAACUCAACAAUUUCUUCAGAAAAGCUGGAGCAGCUGUUAUUUUCGGAUUAAAUGCGCUAAAUGGUAGGACAAUAAGCUCGGAUGGUUCAGCAGUGGGAGCCUGGAACUCCAGUAAUGCUGAAUCUCUUAUAAGAUACACUGUCAACAAGGGCUAUACAAUUUAUGGUUGGGAGCUAGGAAAUGAAUUGAGUGGAAAUGGAGUUGGGAUAAGAGUUGGAGCAGAUCGAUAUGCAGCUGACACAAACGCUCUUCAGAACAUUGUGCAAGAUAUAUACAAAGGUUUUGACGUGAAGCCACUGGUCAUAGCACCAGGAGGGUUCUUUGAUGCAAAUUGGUACAAAAAAUUCAUAGCAAAAACAUCCAACUCUCUUCAAGUGGUCACACAACACAUUUACAAUCUUGGACCAGGUGUGGAUCAACACCUAAUUGACAAGAUCCUAAAUCCGUCCUACCUCGACACCGGCGCUCAGCCCUUUAUUAGUCUUCAAGGAAUUCUUAAAAGCUCUGCAACUUCAGCAGUUGCAUGGGUUGGAGAAGCCGGAGGAGCAUAUAACAGUGGCCGCAAUCUUGUCACAAACGCAUUUGCGUUCAGUUUCUGGUACUUGGACCAACUGGGAAUGGCAUCAACUUAUAAUACCAAAACAUAUUGUAGACAGACACUGAUUGGUGGAAAUUAUGGCUUACUAGACACCACAACUUUUGCCCCAAAUCCUGAUUACUACAGCGCUCUUCUUUGGCAUCGGUUAAUGGGAAGUAAUGUUCUGUCUACAAGUUUCUCUGGGACAACUAAAAUACGAGCUUAUGCCCACUGUUCAAGAAAAUCUAAAGGAAUCACAUUGCUCUUGAUCAACCUAGAUGGGAACACUACAGUUCGAAUUCGAGUUUCAACUGAAACUGCUGCUGGCAAUGAAGUUGUGACUGUACAACAAACUCAAAGAACAAAAUUUGCUAGGAUGUCUAGAGAUUCUAAAACUAUUUAUGGGAAUAACACGAGGGAAGAAUACCAUUUAAAAGCUAAAGAUGGGAAUUUACAAAGCCAGACAAUGCUUCUGAAUCGGAAAAUACUGGCGGUAAAUUCAUCUGGGGAGAUUCCUCCUUUGGAGCCGCUGAUCGUCAAGGGAACAGAUCCUAUUACUGUUGCUCCUUCCUCUAUUGUAUUUGUUGAUAUUCCUGGUACAAAUUUUCCGGCCUGUAUUUAGAUUUGGCCGAAGAAGAACUGAAAUAUUUAUGCACUUCAAUUGCUUUUCGUUUCUAUUAAAGAAUAAGAAUGUAAAAUCA
Pistacia vera is the source of this 1964-nucleotide messenger RNA. RefSeq names its product heparanase-like protein 3. Gene Ontology annotation, cellular component: membrane; plant-type cell wall. Gene Ontology annotation, molecular function: beta-glucuronidase activity. The record is from RefSeq and is a predicted model, not a curated record. Lineage: Eukaryota; Viridiplantae; Streptophyta; Magnoliopsida; Sapindales; Anacardiaceae. The coding region runs from base 254 to 1885 and encodes 543 amino acids. The transcript has 10 exons.